CUCACUCAACUCUGCCCCCCUUUUUUUUCGUAAGCUAAUUUUUUUUGUUUUUUUGUUUUGCCCUUUUCCCUUCUUCUUUUUCUCUUAUACGCAAUGUCCAGUUCGUUUACUGUUCUAUUCGUGAUUGGAAUAAUUGUAUUUUUUCUUGUCACAGUAUUCUUGACAUGCUUUACAAGAUCGCCCAUUGAAUUACCAAUGUCUAUGAGUGGCUAUCCGGAGUACGAAGAUUGGCCAGUCGAUUCAGAAGAUUUGAUUGCGUGUCUUCCUGAAGAUGGACGUCUCAGCUACGAACGAGCUAAAAUAUUCCAGGACAGACAUCCACCAGAUAGCAUACCAACCGAUAUCAGCCCACCACAACUUGUGUCGAUUCAGGAGAACGGUGUUUCUGCGUUUGAAUUUGAGGGUGAGCCUGAUGCAAAUGUAUAUGUAGCUGGUAGAACAGAAUUACAAUUCAUGCAUGGUGAGUGUUCUAUACAGACCAAUUUGCCGUUACCACGACAACAAGAGGUUUAUUAUUGGGAGGCAAAGAUGUUUGAAAAGCCCGAAUCUACCAUCGUCUCUGUGGGCGUAUCAACAAAGCCAUACCCUACAUGGAGAUUACCAGGCUGGAAUAGGUACUCAAUUGGGUAUUUUUCGAACAAUGGAUGUAAAUAUUUUUCUUCUCCGUUUACUGGUAAAUCAUAUGGAAUUCCGUUCAAUCAUGGCGAUAUAGUGGGUGUUGGAUAUAGACAUAGAACUGGCACCGUAUUUUUCACCAGGAACGGAAGACGAUUAGAGGAUGCGUAUACAGGGCUACGAUGGAAUUUGUUCCCAACCAUUGGCGCAAACGGUCCUUGUCAGAUCCACGUCAAUCUGGGACAAUCCGGCUUCGUCUUUGUUGAGGCCAAUGUCAAAAAAUGGGGUCUGGCUCCUCCUCAAGGUACUCUAGCUCCUCCUCCUCCAUACGGCAUCGAACGUGAUACCAUUUUAUUGGCAACUGCUGCCCAAUUAGCUUCCAUAUCUAACACCUCCACCAGUACCAGAGAAGCUGAUUCUUACUCUUUACAUUCACAGCAUUAUACUCCUAUACUGAUCAAUAUUGACGAUGAGGAUGCCACUACAAAUAAUAAUGACGAGCAAGAGGAAACAAUACCUGAUCCACCACCUUAUUCCUUACAGCUGGAUAGUGAAAACAGAAGAAGGAAUUUAUUGGAUUAAACAUCACACUACAUAUAUAAAAUACUCUUUUAUUUUCUUUUGCUGUGCAUUACAAAAUAAAUUUUUUUUCUUUUAACAAUCUA
This is a messenger RNA of Mucor mucedo, 1280 nucleotides long. Its product is annotated as concanavalin A-like lectin/glucanase domain-containing protein. The record is from RefSeq and is a predicted model, not a curated record. The coding region runs from base 94 to 1197 and encodes 367 amino acids. Lineage: Eukaryota; Fungi; Mucoromycota; Mucoromycetes; Mucorales; Mucoraceae. Gene Ontology annotation, molecular function: protein binding. The transcript is spliced from 3 exons.